Messenger RNA from Botrytis sinoallii, 1262 nucleotides. RefSeq lists its product as uncharacterized. NCBI's taxonomy places the organism in Eukaryota, Fungi, Ascomycota, Leotiomycetes, Helotiales, Sclerotiniaceae. The transcript is spliced from 2 exons. Gene Ontology annotation, biological process: mycotoxin biosynthetic process. Bases 237 to 1073 code for a protein of 278 amino acids. The record is from RefSeq and is a predicted model, not a curated record.
CCCGAAGGGCAGGUGCCAAGACAUUCAUCGCUUGGCAUUCGGGGACUAGAGUUUUAUAGGAAGGUGACAUGUACUGAUAGCGGACUCUAGUAUUUCUUCACAGAUAUACAUAAUCGAAAAAUGAUAGAAUGCUGGAUUUCGAUUAUUAUUGCAGUUUUACGCUGCAUCGCAAAUUUGAGAGAGAAAUCCAAACACUAUGAAAUAAGACAGACAAAAGACAAAAGAGGUCGAAAAAAAUGUUGACACCCCGCUCCACCUCUACGAAACAAUCUUCAUCCCUCCUCAUCUCCUUCCUCUUCCUAAUAAUCAUCCUCACAACUCUUAUAUAUUUUCUUCAAACAUCCUCUGUGUCCUUUGUCUCCCCCCCUUCUUCAUCUAAUUCACAUAUCUCCCCUUCAUCUUCAUCCACACCCUCUAUUCCCGAAUCCCUCAACCCCUCAUCACCUCUCUCUAAAAUCGUUCUGUUCUCCGAACAUUCGACAUAUGAGAAUCUUUCUCAUGAAUACGAUCAUCUUUGGGAUGAAUUACUUCCACAAAAUGGAGGAUUUUUGAGGGUUUACGACGAAGAUAUAAAGUCAAAUGGGAAAGAAAAUACGGAAGGAAAGAAAGGUGAAGUGCAAAAUAGGAAGAAACAUAAAUAUGGAAUAACUAUGUUUCAUUCUCUCCACUGCUUGGGAAUCAUGAGGGGAGGAGUACAGGAAUUGUUCAGGGAGAUGGAGGAGUUGAAGAUGGAAGUUGCGGAGUUGAAGAUGGGAAAGAGGGAAGAUGAUGAAGAGAUGGAAGACGAUGAAGAGAGGGAGAGCAAGAUGAGGAGGGAACAGAAGAAAAGAGCAGGAGGGGGUCAUGGGCAUGGUCAUGAUUUUGGUCACAUGGAACAUGGGGAUCCACUACAUUGGUUGCAUUGUUUUGAUUAUUUGAGACAGACAGUACUAUGCACGGCUGAUGGAACACUUGAGCCACCAAAAGCUGAUUCAAAAGGCAAGGAGAAUGUCGACGGGAUGAUGGAGAGGCAAUGCAAGGACCCUGAAGAGCUGUGGAAGUUGAGCGUUGAGUCAUUUGAGGCAACUAGUUAGAUGGUUGAUAUUCUAACUCUAUCAAUGUUCUCGUUAUUUGCACUCACGAUUUUUGAGUGCAAGAUACUUUGAUUACGGAAUUUAAUCGCAAAUCUGCACACUUGAAGAUGAUUAACCAUCCAUCCUAAUACCUCUUAUAGCAUCAUUGAGGAAUAUCUUGACAAUUUUUUAGCAACGCGUGAAUAGUGG